Molecule: messenger RNA, 1404 nt
Organism: Fusarium tjaetaba
Lineage: Eukaryota; Fungi; Ascomycota; Sordariomycetes; Hypocreales; Nectriaceae
Product: NAD-dependent aldehyde dehydrogenase
Exons: 4
Coding region: 1-1404 (467 amino acids)
Molecular function (GO): aldehyde dehydrogenase (NAD+) activity
Source: RefSeq, a predicted model, not a curated record
AUGUCUCUGGAAGUCAUCACCACAAUCUCUCCAAACACAAACGAGCCCAUCCUCACCAGGAAUGGCGUCUCUCAAGCUGACCUUGAGUCUCUCCCCAAGGUCGCCACUGAGGCUUUCCAGAGCUAUCGCAAGACAACGUUGAAGGAGCGUCAAGCUAUUGUUCGCAAGUUCCUCGAUGGCCUCUUGGCUAAGAAGGAUGAGCUCGGUGAAGAGUUGACUGUUCAGAUGGGCCGCCCCAUCUCUUACACACCAGGCGAGGUCGCCACAGCUGUCAAGAGAGGUGAAUACCUCCUCAAGAUUAGUGAUGAGGCCCUCAAGGACACCGACGGCGAGCCCGAGAAGGGCUUCAAGCGUUUCAUCCGAAAGGUCCCUGUCGGACCUGUACUCAUCAUCUUUGCGUGGAACUACCCUUACCUUAUUCUGGUCAACUCUCUCAUUCCCGCUCUUCUUGCAGGCUGCAGUGUAAUCCUCAAGCCCUCACCUCAGACACCUACCAUCGUGGAACGGGUUACCGAUCUCCUAAAGGAGGCGGGCUUGCCUGAUGGCGUUUGCCAGUACUUCCACUGCGGCUCUCCCACUCUUAUGGAGACCAUUGUGCGCGAUCCCAAGAUCGCCCUAGUUUGUUUCACCGGCUCUGUCGCCGGAGGUCUCGCUGUGCAACAAGCUGCGUCUGACCGCAUUGUAAAUGUCGGUCUGGAGUUGGGUGGCAAGGACCCAGCAUAUGUUCGAUCAGACGUCGAUGUUGAUUGGGCUGCUGCAGAGAUUGUUGACGGUGCCAUCUUCAACUCUGGCCAGAGCUGCUGCUCUAUCGAGCGGGUGUAUGUUGAUGAGAAGAUUCACGAUCAGUUUGUUGAGGCCGUGCAAAAGGUGCUCAAGAGCUACAAGCUCGGUGAUCCCUUUAACAAGGAGACUCAAUUGGGACCUGUCGUUUCGAAGCGAUCAAAGCAGACUGCCGAGGAACAUGUCAAGGACGCCGUCGACAGCGGUGCCAAGGAUGCCACUCCCGAAAACGAGACUUUCAGCAACCCUCCUACCAAGGGUAACUUUGUGAAACCCACCCUUCUGACCGGCGUCAACCACAGCAUGCGGGUCAUGACCGAGGAGUCGUUUGCCCCAAUUAUUCCUGUUAUGAAGGUCAAGGAUGACAGUGAGGCUGUCGAGUACAUGAACGACAGCGAGUUUGGUCUGACAGCCAGCAUCUGGACCAAGGACACAGACAAAGGAUACGAGCUUGCCGAGGAUGUGGAAGCCGGCACUGUAUUUGUCAACAGAUGCGAUUAUCCGGCACCGGAUCUGGCAUGGACUGGCUGGAAGAACUCGGGCAAGGGACAGACGCUUAGCAAGUUUGGAUUUGAUCAGUUUGUGAAGCUCAAGAGCUACCACCUGAAGGACUACCCAAACUAA